AUUUUAUUUUAUAAAUUUAAAAAAUUAUUAUAUUCACGUGUAUACAUCUUUUACGGUUUAUGAAAGUUAUUAUUUUUUUAAACAUAACAUAAUUAUAGAAUAUACAUAUUACAUAUUAAUACAAUGUGUUACUAUCAUUUUUAAUACUUUUGCAUUUAUCAAAAGUUUCUAUGUGUAUGUAAAGAAUAGGCAUGUAUUUGAUAAGCAGUUUUUCUAUUAUUAAAUAUCACAGAAAACAUUUUAUAAAAUAUUUCAGUACUAUGGAAAAUCCAUUAGUUGCAGUAUGUCAAAUGACAUCAACAAAUGAUAAAGAAAAAAAUUUGCAAACUGUACGUGAACUUACUGAAAAAGCAAAACAUAGGGCAGCUUCUAUUGUAUUUUUUCCUGAGGCAUGUGAUUAUCUAGCAGAUAGUAAAAAGGAUACAAUAGCCAUGGCUCAAACUUUGAACGGACCAACAGUGACAAGUUAUAAAGAAAUUGCAAAAAUAAAUAAAAUUUGGCUAUCAUUAGGUGGAAUUCAUGAAGCAUUGGAUAACAAUAGAGAACAUAUAAGCAAUACACACAUUUUAAUAAAUAGUGAAGGAGAAAUUGUCAGUACAUAUCGAAAAAUACAUUUAUUUGAUAUGGAUAAUAAAAAUACUGGAGUUAGAUUAAUGGAAUCAGAUUAUGUUUUACCAGGACAAAAGAUUGAAUCACCUAUAUCAACACCAAUUGGUAAAUUAGCACUCAGUAUUUGUUAUGAUAUGCGUUUUCCUGAAUUAUCUCUUUCAUUGAGAAAUAUGGGAGCAGAAAUUUUAACGUAUCCAUCAGCAUUUACAUACCAAACAGGUGCUGCACAUUGGGAAAUAUUAUUACGUGCAAGAGCUAUAGAAACACAGUGUUAUGUUGUAGCUGCAGCUCAAACUAGUAUACAUAAUAAAAAAAGAGUGAGCUGGGGUCAUGCAAUGGUUAUUGAUCCAUGGGGAUCUAUAAUAGCGCAAUGUAGUGAAAAAACUGAUAUAAUUUUAGCAGAAAUUGAUUUAAACUUAUUAAAACAAAUUCGACAAAAUAUGCCAUGUGAAAAUCAUCGUCGAACAGAUUUGUAUCCUAAAUUAGAACCUUUAUAAUCUUUAAUAUGUAUAAAUUUAUGUAAUAUAUUUAAAUGUUUUAUUUUAAAUAUAUUUAAAUGUAUAAUUAUA
Molecule: messenger RNA, 1178 nt
Organism: Apis laboriosa (Himalayan honeybee)
Lineage: Eukaryota; Metazoa; Arthropoda; Insecta; Hymenoptera; Apidae
Gene: NitFhit
Product: nitrilase and fragile histidine triad fusion protein NitFhit
Exons: 6
Coding region: 192-1106 (304 amino acids)
Biological process (GO): nucleobase-containing compound metabolic process
Molecular function (GO): bis(5'-adenosyl)-triphosphatase activity; hydrolase activity, acting on carbon-nitrogen (but not peptide) bonds, in linear amides
Source: RefSeq, a predicted model, not a curated record